Molecule: messenger RNA, 369 nt
Organism: Thecamonas trahens ATCC 50062
Lineage: Eukaryota; Apusomonadida; Apusomonadidae
Exons: 2
Coding region: 1-315 (104 amino acids)
Source: RefSeq, a predicted model, not a curated record
AUGUCCGGUGGCGAGGGGUGGCGGUCGGUAGCUGGUGAGCUGUUGCAGUCGCGUGAGCGCGAGCAGAGCCUCUCGCUGCGGUCGGCGCUCAAGGGACUACGCCGCCACGUACCGCCGGGCAAGAACGCCGCUGCCGACGCCACUGCUGCUGCCGAGCUGGCUCUGCCGCCGCCGGCAAGCCGUGGUGCGGCUGCUGGCCGGCGCGCCACCGGCCGGCGCAACGCCUCGGUCCGCAAAGAGGCCGCCAAGGCCCGCAAGGUGCGAAAGUGGAGCGCUGCUCAUCCCGAGUGGGUUCCGUCAUCCUCGUCGUCAUAAGCUCGUGGAGCUCAUGCCUCGCCCUCGGCCGCAAAGUCCGAGAUGGCACUGGCG